This is a messenger RNA of Cydia fagiglandana, 3447 nucleotides long. It is a transcript of the gene elm, whose product is annotated as calcineurin B homologous protein 1. Gene Ontology annotation, cellular component: plasma membrane. Gene Ontology annotation, molecular function: calcium ion binding. NCBI's taxonomy places the organism in Eukaryota, Metazoa, Arthropoda, Insecta, Lepidoptera, Tortricidae. Gene Ontology annotation, biological process: positive regulation of sodium:proton antiporter activity. The transcript is spliced from 4 exons. The coding region runs from base 319 to 888 and encodes 189 amino acids. The record is from RefSeq and is a predicted model, not a curated record.
CUUGGUCCUUGCUGGUCUAUGACUAUCAAUUUAUAGCAUUUUCAGCAUGAAAAUGAGUAUGGAAAAUCGUGUAACGAUCUAAAGGCCAUUAAAUAUCCGUCUUUUCAUUCUGUAGUGACUAAAAACAAUAAUUAUUUGCUUGUCCUAUAAACUAGAAUGAGUGUUAUCAUUGUUCAAUGUGAAUAAAGUUUAAAGUACAAAUUUAAUGUGACUAAUCGUUUACAAAACUUAGUUCCAAUCGCGUUAAUCGUUCUUUAGAUUAAUCGAAGCUUAUCAAACAGUGUUCGUUCGCUUCGUGCUUGUGGCACAUAUUCUACGAUGGGCAACAAAUCGUCUUUGAUGUUGAGAGUAGAAGAAAUAGCUCAAAUUCAAGAGGAAACGGGAUUCACUCCAAACCAAAUUGAGCGUCUAUACUCAAGAUUUACAUCCCUGGACAAAAAUGACUGUGGUACAUUGUCUCGAGAAGACUUUCUCCGCAUUCCCGAACUGGCCAUCAACCCCCUCAGUGAGCGCAUCGUGCACUCCUUCUUUGCUGAGAGCCACGAUGACCGAGUCAACUUCCUGCAAUUCAUGAGAGUGCUGGCUCACUUCAGGCCUAUUAGGAAGAACAGGGAGAAUAAAUUGAAUAGUCGGGAGGAAAAACUAAGAUUUGCCUUCUCGAUGUAUGAUCUGGACAAUGACGGAAAGAUCUCCAGAGAUGAGCUGCUGGCUAUCCUGCACAUGAUGGUCGGAGUUAACAUCAGCGAAGAGCAGUUGACCAGCAUCGCGGAGCGCACAAUCCUCGAGGCUGACACCAACAACGACCAGAUGAUCUCCUUCGAGGAGUUCUGCCACGCGCUGGACCGCACCGACGUCGAGCAGAAGAUGUCCAUCCGCUUCCUCAACUGACCGCCUGGCCCGACUGACUGUCUCCAUUACGGUCAAGUGUAACACGUUUUUACUAUCAACGUCAAAGACAACUAUUGUAGACGCAUGGUUCAUGUUUGUCCUAGAUUAUUAUGCCCUAUCCUCGUAAAGCUCGCGGUCCUUACCCUAUCCUCCUGAGACCCACAAGCAAUUGUUUUGUUUUUGAAAUUGGAACCCUUAGUUACACAAUAAAAGUUCAAAAUAGAUUUUGAAAAUGUAGGGAUUUAGGAGGCUAUAGACUGUGCUCUCUAGUACUUAUUAAGUUCGAUGAAAUUUUAUUCAUUUACUAUAGGAGUAGAGUUGCAUUUUUAUUGCUUCGUUCAAUUUUGAAACUAAGCAAAAAUCACCUCAAAUUCCUACAAUAUAGGUUCGAUUUUCACUAGCCAAUUUUCAUUUUUAGGGUUCCGUACCCAAAGGGUAAAACGGGACCCUAUUACUAAGACUUCGCCGUCCGUCCGUCCGUCCGUCUGUCACCAGGCUGUAUCUCACGAACCGUGAUAGCUAGACAGUUGAAAUUUUCACAGAUGAUGUAUUUCUGUUGCCGCUAUAACAACAAAUACUAAAAACAGAAUAAAAUAAAGAUUUAAAUGGGGCUCCCAUACAACAAACGUGAUUCUUGACCAAAGUUAAGCAACGUCGGGAGUGGUCAGUACUUGGAUGGGUGACCUUUUUUUUUGCUUUUUUUUUUAAUUAUGGUACGAAACCCUUCGUGCGCGAGUCCGACUCGCACUUGCCCGGUUUUUUUCUUGUAUGACUAGGCCUUAGGACGCUAUAAUAACCGAGGUACUCAUUGUGUAUUUGUACCAAAAUCAACACAGUUAACUUUCCAUUCAUAAAAAUCAUAAACCUUUGUAAGUUUGUAGUACAUCAUCAAAGUAUUCUUCAUGCUUUGAAAGUACUUGCAAGAACAACUCUAUCUUGGAGCAUUGAUGUUAGGCGCAUGAUCAUCCACUUUUGUCUAGCAAAUUAUUGUGUUGCGUUAAAAACACUUGACCAUAAACAUCCUGACUUUUUUUUUUUGAGGAUGGUAUUACUUGAUAAAAUUAUUUGAUUUGAACGUUUUUCUCAAAAUUAUAUCUACCGUUAUAUAGUAGAUCAAAUAGAUCGUGACGCCCAUAGAAGCCUAAUACUCAUGGAAAUAUUUAGAGGACCCGAAAAAAAAUUAAUUAAACUUUUAUUUUGCGUUCCUCUAAAUUUGUCCAUGAGUGUAUAUCAGUGCUCUUUUGUUACCAUAAAAACAAACAUGUGUUGUGAUAUAUUUGGCCACUUUGGCGUUCACUAUCUGUUUGAUGCCGACUGUACAAGAUUCAAAAAGUGAUGUCAAUUGUAUUACGUUCGUCUCAAAUAAAAGUAAUAUUGUGCUCGUUUCGUUACAAGUUGUGUGAAAACCCAUGGUUUGGUGUAUAUAAUGGUGAUAUUAUUUAGAUUAAGUUUGAUGGUUUAAAAUGUGUUUAUGUAUGAAUUUGUAAAUUGUAUCGUAGUGGUAUGGUAGCUGUCAUUGACAUUCGUUUUUGGGUAAUUUAAAUAGAAUAAGCGCCAGUUUGUACUAUUCAUCCAGCGGGCCGAUUUUUGAGUUUUGUCCGCUGGAUUUCGUUUAUUUCGUUCAAUAAUAUCUCCAACUUUAGAUUCUACUAAUAGAAUUCCAAAUUUUUAUCGCUCGUAUUUUAAUUAGCAUUUCGCCGUUUUCCACAGACUUCGAAAUCGAGCGCUCGAAAUCCAAAUAUCGGCCCCCAGAGGCGUUCAUGUCCCUAAAUGAAAAUGUGGACAAAUCCUACGCAUAAUAGGUAAAUAAAUAUUUAACAACCGCUUUUAAAGUUUCAGUAGUGUGUAUUUCGCAACUGACAAUGUCUAUAGAUGCCGUAUUUGUUAUUAGUUUGUUUUUUACUUGUUACUAAAUUAUAAUUUAGGUAUUUAAAUUACUGUUGCAAUGUUAACUGUGCAUUUAAGAUAGUCGCGUAGGUUGAGCUACCCUUGGCUACAGCUUAAAGCUAAAUGUUUUGUCGUAUAUUAGAGCCACCAACCUAUAUAAUAAACAUAUAUAAUUAUAAAUGUCAAGGGUUUGUGUCUAUACUUCGUUUUUUUUAGCAUUAGAAAUUAGGUAAACAAUCUUGAUGUGUCUUUUAAUUGAAAAACACAUUUUAAAAAUAAGUUACAGCAAAUAUGUAACAAUUAUGAAUCUAAUACGAUCAUUUAUAUUCUUCUGCUUUCAUAAGUAAUAGUUUUAUAUUUUUAUAAAGCGUUUUUCAAUUAAAAGACAUGUCAAGAUCGCUUACAUUCUUGCAAGUUAUUUCUAAUGCUAAAAAAAACGAACUAUAGACAGAAAGGGUUCUUGUAGAAUAGGAUAUAAUCGGCAGUGAAUGUAUUAAUGUAACUACUAAUAGGUACCAUUAACACACUAUUUUAUUAUUGUACAAUAUUUAUUUUCAAAUAUAUAUUAUGACAGGGAUUGUAAAAUAAACUGUACAGAGAAGAGGAAGUGGCGAGAGUAUGUAUAGACCGAUAUAUUUUUUCUUAAAAUAAAUCAUUUAAUCAUUUCAUAAA